Rhipicephalus sanguineus (brown dog tick) is the source of this 5508-nucleotide messenger RNA. It is a transcript of the gene BicD, whose product is annotated as protein bicaudal D-like. NCBI's taxonomy places the organism in Eukaryota, Metazoa, Arthropoda, Arachnida, Ixodida, Ixodidae. Gene Ontology annotation, molecular function: dynactin binding; cytoskeletal adaptor activity; dynein complex binding. Gene Ontology annotation, cellular component: Golgi apparatus; cytosol. The record is from RefSeq and is a predicted model, not a curated record. Gene Ontology annotation, biological process: protein localization to organelle; microtubule anchoring at microtubule organizing center; regulation of microtubule cytoskeleton organization.
CACUUGCAUUUUUUUUUUCUGCUGUGCCAAGAUGGAGCCGUGCGAGACUUUCGCAGCGUUGAUGUGAGUCCCCCAUGGGUGUGAUUUCGCCCGCACGGGGUUUCGAUCAACGUCUCACGCGCUCCGGAAACACUUGACCAUCAUGGAAACCAGCGCCGGACUCAAGGACGGUGACGUACGGGCCGAAAAUGAAGCUCUCAAGCUGGAAUUGGAGCGGCUCCACCGCGAGCUCGCCCAGACCAGCCACGAAAAGAUCCAGUCGGCACAGUACGGUCUCGUCCUGCUGGACGAGAAACAGGCCCUGCAGCAAAGAUGCGACGAGCUCGAAUCCAUGUACGACACCACCAAGCACGAGAUGGAAAUACUUAAAGAGGCCCUCGCCAAGGUGCAAACAAGUCAGAAAGUGUCCACAACUACAGGCAUUGAACAGGAAGAGAGCCUUCUGCAGGAAACUGCGACCAAGGAAGCUUCACUCACAUCGUCUCUCCAGGAAUUGGAAAAGGAAUUGAAACAGGUUCGUCAGGAGCUCAGUCGGGUCCUGGCUGAAAAGGAGCGUCUUCAGAAUGAGAACUAUGAGAUCAUGAAGCACGGCGAUGUGUCAGACUGGGAGCGCAAGAACCUGCGCUCAGAGCUGAAGGACAUGAAGCUCAGGGAACAGAGGCUGCUCACCGACAACAACGAACUCGAGGAAGAGAACAUCUCUCUGCAAAAGCAGGUCUCGUCGCUGCGGUCGUCACAGGUGGAAUUCGAAGGCGCUAAGCAUGAGGUGCGCCGUCUCAAGGAAGAGGUGGAAUCGCUGAACGCCCAGCUCGAGGAGCUAGGCUCGCUGCGGCGCAUCGGCGAGCAGCAGCUCGAAGAAGCGUUGGAAGCGCUCCAGUCGGAGCGUGAGCAGAAGUACGCCCUCCGGAGGGAACUGGACCAGCGGCUCACGGCCGAGUCGCCCGUGUUCCACCUCGACGGGCUAUCCUUCGCGGGCUUCCGGCUUGGAAAUGCCAACCCAGAUGAGAGCAACCGUGUUGAAGAUGAGGAUGGCGACUCAGGUGCACCUGUGCUCAAACAAAUCGAGGCAGACUUCAUCAACCAACCUAUGGAGCAGAAAGGAGAAGGGUCCACGACCUGUCGGCCAUCUACAGUGGGUGACCUCUUCAGCGAACUGCAUCUCACUGAGAUCAGGAAACUCGAGAAGCAGCUUGAACAGCUUGAGACCGAGAAAGGCCACCUGUCAGGUGUCCUGGAGGAUGCCCAACAGCAACUGGAGAAGCUGCGCUCGAUACCCGGUGGAGACCAGAGGCUUGUCUUGGCAAGGCUCGUCGGUCCGAUUCGGGCCCUCAUUGCCCUGCAUGGCGAGGAAGUGGGCACUGACGGCGCUGAGAAUGGCGUGGACGAUGUGACCAGGCUUCAGAAGCUCCUCGACAAGCACGAACAGCGAUACCGCAAGGCUCUCCAGCAGAUCGCCCAGCUUCAAGCUGAGCUGGAUGGCAUGACUGAUGGUGUUGACGGCGAAGCAGACACCGUCAUGAGUGGCAAGCUGCGGGACGAGAUUGCGAACCUGAAGAACAAGGUUCACGAUUAUGAACAGAUCAUGGCCGAAAUAAAGGAGGACCUGAGCGUCGUCAGCGAAUUCACUGAUGAAACGCGCAACAGGCUCGGUGCUGCACAGGAGGAGCUCCUGGCAGUUUCCGAAGACCUAGCGCAACUGUACCACCACGUGUGCACUGUGAACGGCGAGACGCCGAGUCGUGUUGUUCUAGAUCAUGCAAAAGGCUCCCGGCCUGGUGAAGAAGGAGAAAGCCCAGCGGCCACCGAGGAUGCUCCCUCUACGGAAAAGGCGCCAUCCGACAGCUCUCCAAUCGAAAAGCUCAAAACAGAACUGUUCCGCCAGGCACUGCUUCGUGAAAACACAGUCGACCCAUCGCAAUGUGCCACGCUCAGCGAAACGCUUCGCGACCAAGUGCGGCACCUGCGCGUCGCCGUGGAGACAACCAUGGAGAUGGGGCGCAGCCGCGCUCCCCCGAUCGGCGACGGCAUGGCCGGCACCGUCGAGGAGGAAGAGCUCCAGGAGCAGGUGAUCAAGCUCAAGUCCCUCCUGUCGACGAAGCGGGAGCAGAUCGCGACCCUCCGCGCUGUGCUCAAGGCCAACAAGCGAACCGCCGAGGUGGCCCUCACCAACCUCAAGUCCAAGUACGAGACGGAAAAGGCAGUGGUCAGCGAGACCAUGACGAAGCUCAGGCACGAGCUCAAGUCACUCAAGGAGGACGCCGCGACGUUCGCCUCGCUGCGAGCGAUGUUCGCGGCGCGCUGCGAAGAGUACGUCGCUCAGCUGGAUGACCUCCAGCGGCAGCUCGCGGCCACCGAGGACGAGCGCAAGACCCUGAACUCACUGCUCCGCAUGGCGAUCCACCAGAAACUGGCACUCACACAGAGGCUUGAAGACAUGGAGAUGGACCGGGAGCGGUCCCACAUGCGCAGGCACACAGGCACGCCGCGCCGAGGUCCCUCACAGCAGAGUGGCUCGUCGGCACAGCAGCAGCAACAGCAGCAGAGAGGCAGUCCCCACCACUCUUCGUUGCCGUUCUUUGGUUACGGCGGCAGUCACCAGCGUAGGGACUACUGAAUGCGGGAAGCUGCGGCAAUGACCGACGGGCAAGUCGAGCUGCAUGCUCCGCACAGCGAUUGGACAGGUGCGGCGCCGGGACAGCCGCCUCGGCGAAUCGAAGCACGGCCAAAAGACAUGUUCUGCUUUUGCAGACGCGUCUUGCAGAACUUGCGGCUGCCCUUGGCUGUUGACAAACGGUUGCGAAGACACGAAAGGGAAACACCAGUCACGAGUAAUUCCCUUUACUGCGGCAGCUCACGAAAAAGCAGAAUCGGGAGCUCCUGCCAUUUUCAGUGGAAAUCUGGCAGAAACAUAACGCGAGAGCUUCCGAUACUGUUCCUUCCAGAAGCCACCGUUGAGACAAAGGACAACCGACAUGAGUUUUAUACCGAAACAGAGGCUUUAGGUGGCAUCCACUAUUGGGCGUUCCACAAAUAGGUGCGGCAGUCAUAGCCGCCGACUACAUUUUCCAAUCGGGACGAUGGUGUCAUCUUUUUCUGAGUGUUGAUUGGUAACUGUGGCUCUGCAAGAAGUCUUUGGCUUCCAAGAGGUUGUGCCAGUGUUUUCUGGCAAAGCUCGGUGCUCCCCCCUCCAUCGUCCCAAGUACGCGCGUCGUACUUUGACGAAGACUGAAACUACGCGUUUUAAUUUACACUUACGUCAACAUUCACGUGUGAGCACGGUCUAGCGAGAUGGACCCGUCCGGCAGCUCUUUCAAACCCUUCUGUUGGCAUGAUGGGAACGAGUGCAAGCAAAAAUAAGUGUGCUUUUUUACCAACGUCCCAAGGUUCCCAGUCAUGAAGAAUCUGUCCAAGGUGCGUCACUUUGCAUUCGGCGUUUUUCCGAAGUCUUGUCGUCGAGCAAGUCUCCGACAGUUUAUGCUGCGUUGAAACCAUUCUGGGCUGGCUACUUCGAGAAUUGUUUAAAAAGAAUCUUCACAAUGAAAAUUUGCCCCACGUUUGAAGCAGCUAUUUUUCACUCACACAGCAGCUAAGAAGUGUUUUUGCUAUUGUGUUGGGAUGUUGUGCAAAGCAGCUAGACGUCCACAGGACUGACAUUUCUUUAGAUCGGGCUUCUUUGGCAUUGUGUCAACCGACCCCGCCCAGCUGACUGAGCCACUCGGGCGCACUUUCUUCUUCGCAUGUUACGAUGGCCACUGCUAUUGCUGUUAAUAGGCUUACAUGAUGCGUACGCUUCGUGAGAAUGAAAUGUGUGGUGGGUUCGUACUUAAAAGGGGUGUCGGCGAGCUCAACAUUUUCGGGAGCUCUGGGUAGAUGGCUGCAGGCUUAUUGUGUGGCAUAUCCAGUUUUUGAUGUUAAUAUGGAAGCUCACGGUGCCGCCAAUCAGCCGUGUCGAUUCAAUGUGCAGUAUUUUUUAAGCAUGGAUAACAGGUAGCACUUAACGCCAGAAGGCACCCGCACCCUUCGAUUAUGUUUUAUUCCCGCGAGGAACACUUGAUGUCCGUGAGCGGCAAUCAGAGACGUUGAUAGGCAUACAAUUUUUAUUUUACUUGUCCCAUAUUGUGGAAUUGAGUGCAUUCCAAUGGAGGGGAGAGUUGGGGAGGGCCAAGGCUGAUGCCAAAGUGGUAUUUACAAGAGUGUGUGCUAAUUGUGCUAAUUCCUUUUAUAUUUACGUAGAUAGCAUGUGUUGCCAUUGUUGUCCGGUUUUAUACGCAACUUCAUGUGUUUCAAAAAUGAGUUUACUUUUUGGUUAGGUGCCUGUAGCAUUUCCAGUAUCUUUUUUUUUUGUGGGGCACUAUUUUGCACUGCCUGUGUACCACAAUUGGCAGUUUAUACCGUGCCCCCAGUAAUGAUUUCUCUAGUGACUCCCCGGCAUUACAUGGUGGCAGCUUACGUGCUACAGGCGACUGUACAGUGGUAGUCUUUGCCGUUUAUUUCUUUAUACACAUUCGCGCUAGCCAUAGCUUAGCUGCGCUAGUUUUAUAGAGUUUAUGAAAAGCAAAUGUAUUUUGUGUGCAGCGUGAAGAUAUCUUUUUAUGUCCGUUUUUAGCGCUGCUCAUUAGCACACUUUAAUUUUAGUGCGAUAAAAAAAAGUAUGCUGAAUUCCCCCGUCGGCUAAUAUUGUAACCAUUUAAUCAUAGGUUAUCUUGCGCGCUCGCUUCUAACAAACUGUUUGGAAAACGUGCAACACGUAUUGUAUGUCUGAUAGUUUCAAUUGAAGUAAGUUAUACCUCGUUAUGUGCUUGGCACCUCUUGUAGUUGGCAGUAUGCUUUGGUAUGAUUGGCACCGGCACACGUUCUCUGCGGACCGUUUCUCGUUUUGCGACGAUCUGUGCAACUGCAUUUGAAUGGUUUCUCUUUUCGGUACGGUCCCCUUCGCAAUCCGUUGCAGCUACGACUUUGAUUUCGAUCAGCUGCGCUCUCCUAGCCUAGUUAACCAAAAUGAAUUUUACCGAUGCCAACAACUGGAGCAACUACGUGAAUGUGUGCUGUGCGUGUAGUGGAACUAUUAAAAGUGCCUAACUACUGACUGUGCCUUCCCACGUCCCACCUCCCCCAAGUCUUUUUGAGUUUGUACAACUCGUUUUUUUUUCCUCUCCCUUUUUCCCCCCCGAGGCUUGAAUGAUGUGCAGUUGAGUGUUUCUAGAACGGCAGUGCUACUUGUUGUGAAGAAGAAAUGUACUGCUUUCCGGGACACAUCGUCGGCAGUGCUUCGUCUGGCGCUGCGCGCCUUUGUUGGAAACGUCGAAGAAAGAAGAUACCGUCUGGAGUUGGCCGUCCUGCCGUGUUUUUCUUUUUUGUCGUCGCAGGACCUGCCGACAAGUUUCGUCCAAAAUGUUUUUUUUUCUGUCACCGUCUCUCUCUCUCGGACUCUUCUUGAGAAGAACUGCUUGCUUUGGAGUGGUGUGUUUAUUUAUAUUUUAUGCAAAAUAAAAACUACAAGGUGCUUGU